Molecule: messenger RNA, 34767 nt
Organism: Spirometra erinaceieuropaei
Lineage: Eukaryota; Metazoa; Platyhelminthes; Cestoda; Diphyllobothriidea; Diphyllobothriidae
Source: the annotation of a GenBank genome assembly
AUGCAUACAAAAGUGUUUAUAUCCAUCCUGCAAGUCCCCUGUGUGCAGCGUAGGACAUGGGGCUCCCAGUUCUACUUCCUCUCCCUCCUUCUUCUAAAAGGACCUUUGCUGUGCCUUUCUCAAACGACUUUAAGUAGCCUGGCGGACACAAUAGUUCUCAAGGAAAGUAUUGCUGAAGAACUGCCGCUCGCACAUGUUGUCUUGAACUUGGACAAGGCUCUUACUCAGUAUGAUUUGCGUCACCGGGGCAAUUUGACGGGAUCGUUGAGAAAACUGCAGCCUACUUCACGCCAGUUUAACCUCAUUCCCACGGUUAAUUCCGACCUCUUUCGAAUAAAUUUGAAGUCAGAACUCAUUGUGAUCAAACGGAUCGACAGGGAGACCAUAUGCCAGCAGCGUGCCUUUGAUGCUUGGUCUAACCUCGGUGCGCAAAGUGGCGGUACCAGCGCGGGCGCCUCCAGUAGGUCCUCCGCUCAGACAUGUGUGCUGGAACUCAGGCUGCGGGCAAUUGAAUUCUCCUCCGAUGCUGAAAUAAAUGAGGAAGUUCGGCAACGUCGUAAACUUCGGCUCAUUUUUGCCCAGCUGACUGUCGAGGAUAUAAACGACAAUCGUCCGCAGUGUCAUAGUCCAGCAUCAGCUAUCGACGGUACCCAGUCAACGACGCCUGUUAUUGAGAUCUAUGAGAACGCCAGGGUUGGCGACAUUUUGGUUUCUUGGUUGAUCACGGAUGCAGACACGAGCCAACACGGCAUAUAUGGAGUACGGAAAAUUGGCGAACGGGCCAGUUUUGGUGAAGGUGAUAAUGAUGGUCAGGAUCAUUUUGUGCUGGAUAUUGUCGACCACACUCACAGUGAAGCCCCCUGGAGUUCAGUGACCGUACAGCUACAUUUACAUCGUCAAUUUAAACUCUCCCCACCGAAAAAACCAACUUCUAACCUCUUGGGUGAGUAUGUGGUAAAGUAUGCGGCGUGGGACAGUCCCGGUGCCGCUGAUAUAGCCCAAGCAAACAUGCAUGCUUUUUCAAGAACCGUGUGUGAAUUACGUGUGCACAUUUUAGACGUGAAUGACCACAGUCCGGUGUGGGUCUCUCCGAAAGAAUUCACACUCGGUCAGUCGUUAACUCUGGAUAUUAGAGAGGACAGUAACGGACGCAGUAGCGAACUUCUUCGGCUGCAUGCCAAGGAUGAGGACAUAGGUCCUAAUGCCAAAAUACGCUACUUGUUGAUGGCUUCGAGUGGUGAAGUGCCAACAGUUAAACGACAAGGAGACGACAACUUUGUGCCCAACAACUUCCUUCAUCUGGACCCACAUACGGGCAUACUACGUUUGCGUCACAUGCCACAGGAUUAUGAGACCCUGUCGAAACAGCUGCACCUUCGAAAAGCUAACGCGGACGAAAGUGAGGCCUCUGGAAUUCAACUCUUCAUCAAGGCUGUGGACUCACCAAAGGACGAGUCGCAGCAGCGCAGUAGUCCUGUCGUUAGUCUCAUAAUUUGGAUACACGAUGUCAACGAUAACGCCCCGAAAAUAACCGUACUCGGUAUAUCCUCCCCGAUGCCAGCCAACGGCCUACAAGCCAUUAGUCCGAUGUUUGUCGGUGGUGGCAAUGGGCCUCAAGAGAACACGCUUUUUGUGUCAGAGAAUUUGCCGCCAUUAGAGCUCAUUGCGACAGUCACGGUAGAGGACCCUGACACGGGCGCAGGUGGUCGGGUGGAGUGCGAAAUCGUAGAAUACGCCCGUCGCAGCGGUCUAAGUCUGCCGGUUCGCGAGAAUGCCUCCUUUCAUCUAAUGAAAAAUGCCUACUCCCUUCUUGACGGUGGAUCCGCUUGGUCCGCCAAACAGAACUUUGGCUAUCAGAUCUUGACAGCAGUUUCUCUAGAUCGUGAAAAACAGAGUUCAUAUGAACUACGCCUAGUCUGUGUGGACGGCGUUAAGUCUCUGGAGGAGAAACUUAAUCUUCUUGACUUGACGGCAUAUGGCAGCGGAAUUCGAGGUAGUGAGGACCGCCUAACCUCAAUUGUGAGCAUUUAUGUCAAAGUGCUCGACAUCAACGAUAAUGUGCCAGUCGCUUCACCUAAUGGAAACGUCUUUUUGGAUGCUGAACACAGCGUGAUAGAGUGUGAAGUCACCGAGAAUGCCUUGCCCAAUACGCAGAUCUGUCAGCUGAAGGCAUACGAUGCUGACGAAGGACCCAAUGCAGCUGUAGAGUGGCAGCUCUCCGCGGACGCCCCACCUUGGGUUGGGAUUGAUUCUGCUAGCGGCUGGCUGAUGAUAAGUCCACCUCGGGGAUCCCAGCGACCAAACUCUGCUGGAAUGCUUGAAAAGCCGGACCGGGAGACUGCAGACCGGCACAACUUCACGGUAGUGCUUAGAGAUGGUGUGAAUCAGGCCGGAAGACCGUCGGCUGUACGCCUUUCCUCCAGCGUGGCAGUUUCUUUGCGAAUCUUGGAUGUUAAUGAUCAUGCUCCAGAGAUUGCCCCGUUUCACUACUUCAGUAUUUCCGAAUCGGCACUCGCAGGAGGAGUAGUUUGCACCCUUAAUGCUACAGAUUUGGACGAACCUGGCACAGAAAAUUCGGCCCUCACAUAUGUGAUUGCAGCAGUUCGAUCGCUGGAUCCACAAAAUCUCAGUUUUAAGGAUCGCAAGGCGGAAAACGCUGCUUGGCAAACACAUAAGUCCGGACUUACUUUGUUUUCGCCACCUUUCGAGGUAAGCAUAUCAAAAUGCAUUCCUAUCUUCAAAACGUACUAGGGAGUUUACGUUUUACAUGUCAAAUUUAAAUUUUCAGUUUUAUCCAUGCAGUCCUUUUGCCUUCUUUGUGCUAUCAAGUUUGCAGCCAGUCGCCUUUCUAAACAGUAGUGUUUUGAGCAUUAAUGAUUCAACUUUGGUCCAGGAAACGUAAUAUAUAGAAUACGAGACCAAUGCUAAAAACCGAUGAAAACCUCCAGCUUUAUCUGGAAAUCCUAUCAUCCUCCUACCAAUAGUCCAUGGUGUGCUCUAUUGGUUUCAUAUUAAAGGACGUAAUUCUGGCAUUUUACAGUCUGUUGAAGGAGCAUGUUUGGCCCAGCGCUUUGACAUAUACCUUAUUAAAUGACAAUGGGUUUGUUUUUAUUGGUUAAAUCAUCGGAAAUCAAAAUAACUUAGGACUUGAGAACUUGAGAUAGAGUUGCACGUCUGAUUUGUCCCGAGAAAAUACUUUCUGUUUAUUCCGUCUAAGCAGUCUGUGAACGCAGAGUCACAUUGCAUAUGACACUUCGAGCUCUUAAUUUCGUAAUGUCUUUUAACAUCGGAUUUAAAGUGAAAGAAAUGACGAGCUGGUCUAUAAGGCCCUAGAACUGGCGAGGUAAUGAUUAAAACAUCGAAAUAGAACCUUUUUUACAUCUACUGUCCAUUUAGAUAACGAAUCAUAAGACUAUUGUCGAAGUCAGUGAGAUAGUCAAAGCAGCCUUAACCCUUUUAAGUAUUUUUCGACCCGCAGAAAAAAUUGCAUUUGCAUUUAAAAUCCAAGCAGCAGGGCAGAAACCAAGCACGGGCUGUAAUUGCAGUGUAGACUGUGUCUCCGUUCAAAGUGAAAUGCCGUUUAGAAGAGAACGAAGUAUCAAGGGACUGUGAAUUCCGAUAUAUCUUGAGGAUUUAGAAGGAUACUAAGCGCUCAGCAUUAUAAACCAGUGAGUUAGAUAAAUAAGUUAGAUCAGUCUGACAAAUUUCUAGAUCCUUAGCUAUAGUUGGCUUGCAGUUUAAAUAGAGAAAUGGGCUGUUAAUACUACUUUCACACUUUUUGACUACUUUGAGAUCGCACUCCCGUUGUGCCAGGCUACUAAAUCCAGGAGGCACCGUGUUACAUAUGAUUUGUUCGCAUUCUGACCAGACAGCAUGCAGUUAACUUCAAGUGAGUCUGCGUUCAGUUAUUUUUCGUCUGUGAUUUGCAUAUAUUUUGUCGAGAUCUCUAUCCGGGGUCAAGCAUCACAGAGAUUUGAGAUAGCAGAAGUUGGGGGUGAUGUCCAGUGCGAUAGUAGAAGUCCGCUUUGAAUUCCUUUUAUUAACUGGUUUUUAGGAGCUGCCGCAUUCAGAUAUUAGAUAACCACCAUAUAAACAGGAGGAAAAUUAAAUCGCAGCAGAAUUUCGUUAAUUACCUUCAGUCUAUAAAUCUCUUUACAUGUAAAUUUUAGACAAACUGCUGGAUUUACCCCGCUGGAAGCAUUUAAACCUACAGGCGAGGUCAUUAGUAUAUCACGUUUGGGAAAAACGUUUCUGCUUGAAAGAUUUUUGUCUACUUAUCCCACUGUCAAUUGUGGUGUGAUAUCUUGCCCUAUGGGCAGUAAAGUCUAUUUAAAUUCGUCUAUAGGAACGGUUGUAAAGGACUCUGAAUUUUCCCGGCUUUCCUUUUUGCACCUAUUGAAAUACAAACGAAAAAAUUCUGCUUUUUGGAUCUGUAUAUGUUUUAAUUGGAAAAGUUUUCCUCUAGACCGAAAUGACCCUCGCAUUCUAGCCUGGGAUGCUGCCUUUGUUUGCCAUUAAAAUUCUCCCAGAUUUUGUCCAUUUGCCAAUCAAGCGCCUUACGCGGGGCACUAUCUAAUGGUUAGCAUUAGCGAACACAUUAGUUGUCGUAAUAUAAUGCAGAUGAAUAGAGUGGUAGUCCGGACUUCUUUGUGACUGCAAUGUCAUUAAUUCCGACAGCAUUAUAUUCUAUUGUAGGAACAUAAAUUGAUCUCUCAUUGCGUAAUCGGGCUUGAGUGUUACACAAAACGCGCUGGUUAUAAAAUUUUUGAAUUAGGUAAAUAAAUCCUUGCCAUUGGAGAAGUAAUGAUGCCUUAACGGUUAGCAGUGAACGUGAGCUUAUGUCCUGACCUGACUUUCACAUGAAUUCCAUUUAGACUUACAAGAAACUUGAUUUCCUGUAUUUAAUAAGUUGUUAACUGGUAUUUUAAAGUCCUCCUUCGUUUUGAAAGAGCGCUUUUUCUGCGAAAGCGCGUAAAUAAAACCUGCCAGCAAAAACUGCCUUGAACGAUUGCUUGAGGAAUUAUCGUCCUGCCAGGUGUUAGAAACGGAGGAGAAGAUCAGUGCGGGAAACCUCAAAAGCCUUCUCAUUUGCAUAGAGCAGCACUAUUUCUAUCGUGGAUGUUCACGCACAUCCAGUUAGUUCGUCAGCUGACUGCCUUGGAUUCAUGUCAGGAUGUCUUUUCCUAUGUGGAAGCGUUUCACCAAAUGCAUCGUUCUGGUUUUUUAUUUAUCAUAUGAUUUUUUACUAGAAUAGAUGGCUAACGGAAAACGUAGACUGCAGCACUAUUGAAGCGAAGAUAUCCAAUUUGGUGUUAUCGCAACUUUCGCCGACACUUCAGCGGAAGCGGCAUGCGACUCUUAUUUUACGACACGGCAGUAUCUACAGUCUGCGCCGGAGCUAAUUAAAUAUCGACCAGGCGUGGUGACUUACUGGAAUUCGAGUAGGCAUUAUUUUAAUCAACUGUGUUGCUCAGGCGGAGGAAAAUCGCAUUAUUAGCAGGGCCGCUAUUUUUAUUACUUACAAACUCGGGGUGCCUCCCAGAAAAACGGGCAGUCAUAAUACAGUGCGAUCGUUCCGCAGGGAGUAAGGCUUCACUCAAACGCCCAAUCUGACGCAGAGCUCAUUUUGUCUCUAGAGUAUUUGCUAGUCUCUGCGUGUUUUUAAACGCCUUGGAUUUUUGGUUCUCAAGGUCCCUACGUUGAAUGCUGCCUAAUUUCCCAGAAGUGAAUCCACGGUUAUUUUCAUAUUCCCUCAAAGAAGGCUCCUGAGGCCCGUAGGCUGUUGCAGGGGAUAGGAUGGAAGUUGCAUACUUCACAAUCAACAUAACUCAACAGUCGGAGACUACGUCACAUGUAUUAGCCUUUAGGAUUUACAAGACUUCUAAAACUCCCAAAUGUUCCUUGUAACAAAGUACUUUCUUCUCUUACCGAUAGAAGUAAACAGGCGAGUCCCAGGAAGCGGUUUAGAAGAAAAUGCGAUCAAUGCAACAGAAAGUUUAUUCGCCUGAAGUUUCAAAUGUUUAUUCAGAGACAAUCGUUGAUAAAGGUAUUAAAGGCACAAAGGUUGCAGUAUUUAUAAUGCGUAGCUGUCGCCCCAUCCACACCGGGGAAUGGCUCAGCGCCGAAUAUGGUAUCGGGGGGUCAUUGCGCUUGUUGAUGCAUUUCGGGCCUGAGAACCAGGAUUCGAGCAGAUCACGGAUCACGCGGCUGUCAGCUCUUACGAGGACUUCGACCUCUUGAAAUUUGAAAAUAUGGCCGGGUUUAGUGGGAUGGACCGCCAGUUGAGAUCUGGCGUCUUCCCUCCCCACCGCUGUUGCGUGCUCGGCCAUCUGUGUCUGAAGCGAUCCCCAGUUUCUCCGACGUAGUUGCUCUGUCCGCAACAGCGCAAGAUCCGGUAAACGACUUUAGACAUUCCCUACCGUAGGCUUGGGUUUUACAACUUCAUGACCUGUUCUUCCCCUAUGCAAGACAUUUUUCACGGAACGUUUUGAAGUAUAUUGUGGUUGCAGAGCCGUCUAAAGUGAAAAUGAACCACAUAAUUGCGUGCUAAAUAAGUAGUAAUUUACUAGGGAGUUUUCUCCCUACUGAUGUCCGCUAAUAACCUCAGUUGAAAGUCCGCAUGCUGCCGCCUAUCUGAUGCCCUGGAAUUGCACUUUAAGCUAACACGUAUUGUAACUAGACACUUGCAGGUCUAGCUGCCUAAGACGUUUAAACAUGUCGGUUGGUUUUUUGGUUUUAGGACAAGUACUAACGCAGAUCGUCCUAGGCACAUGAUACUGCGUCAUUUUCUUUAGCCAAUCACGUUUUCACCCCUAAUAUAACUGAAAUGACCCUCAGUCGCCCGGUUUUCAUGUUCGAGUUAUUGUAUAACGGUCCCAAAUUAAUAAUUUAGCAAUAACUGAAACCCGUUGUUGGCGUUUUCUGGCGGUUUCAUGGGUGCUUGGCUGGUAUCGUCUAGGCACGGCAAGAUCGCAUCAACUCUCUGGUUUUUUGAGCUCAGUUAGUGCUCGUUACCAGUAACUCCACCCCAUUAACUCGAAAUGUGCGUCAUGAAGAACUCACGAGUCAAUGUUUAUUAAACUGGAAACUAAAAUUCAAAUUAAAUUUAAUUAACUUGUCUGAUCCACAGCUGACGUGUCCAUUUAAAGCUCUGCUCAGUACAGUUGCCACCAGAAGAACCCCCCCACCCACCAAGAGCGCCCCCGUGUGCUUUGCAUGUUCGAUGGUUUCCGUAUUUAUAUAUGUUCGUGAAGUUGGUGGGAGGAGGGAGGUGACGAGGUGCGUACGCGAGCACGUGCCCAAGUUUUGAUCAUGCGAUAAUUUAGACAGGAUCUACAACCGAGACAGUCCGCUCUGCAAGGGUGGGCAAAAUCACAUUUACGACCACUCAGCUUAUCUGAUCGCACGGACAAGCCCACUCGCCGCCUGGGGGAGUUAAGUGUUCAUCUUUGUCUGCUACAUCGAUGUUCAGCCGGGUAUUGGGGUUUAGAUGCGUGAGAGGUUAGGAGUGGACAGAGCGGCAUUAGUGCGGUGGCAGUAGACUCUCGGACGUUCAGUGGUGUUAGAAAGGCUAAGAUGCAGAUUGGUACGAGAACUUAUCAAAAUAACCAUCUUCCAGAAAAGAUACGCUUCCGUGAAACACAUCGCUGGGGGAGUAGUUAAACAUGUUAACGGGCUGUCUUCUUUAGUGGGUCUAGCUGGCAGAAAGAAUCGCUAACCUGACUUAUGCUGGGGAGUUAUUUGGCACUCGAAUGUGUGGUGAGAGUUUCAAAGUGCUACUGAACAAUUCAUAGCACGCAGUUGACUACUUCGGGGGCAUGCUUUCUAUUGCUCGAGUGAAUAUGUCCGUGGACCUGUUUCGACUACUCUCUUGAACAUCCCAACGUAAAAAUCAGUCUCCAACUUAAAUUCAUGACUGAAGCUUAGAAGCGUUAUAAUGUGAUUAGGGAUGCUCGCCUUUGCGGCUGUGUUGCUGCUAAUGUCGGCAUGUAUUCUUAAAGCCCAUCUGUUUAAGUGCCAAUAACGCAAGUGGUUGGACUCGCAUAGACCCUGUUACGUCCGACAGGCCGUGAAAACCUGCCAGGAAAAAUAAAUGGCUCAGAUGCGCUUUUAUAAAGACAAAUGCCACUAACAUCCAGGUCCGAUUAACCAGGAUGAUUGCAAAGUGAGUUUUGAGGAGUGCACGUUGUGGAGUGCCGGCAAGUUUGAUCACCCUAGUUUUUUCUAGUUCGUCGCGGCUACAGAUGGAUAUGCAUACGCAUUUUCUGAUCUUAAAAUAUUACGUGCAACAACGACUCUUACUGAGGCCUUUAACAGAUAACAACGUCCGCAGUGCCAGUAAAUAUACCGGAAUGUAUCCCCCCUUAAGGCCUAAGCCGUUUUUUGAGGACCCCACGGACAUAAGCAUUCCCUAGAGAUUAUGGAUAUUAUUCUAGGUUUUCCAAAUUUUAACAUGAGUUAACGGUAAGCUUUUUGCUUUCACUCGAUAUUUCAGCCUCAGAACUGGGUGAAGUCAUAAAACGCACGUUCACCAUCAGGUCACAUAUUAAGCUUAGCCCUUUGUUGCUAGCCCAGAAACUCGCCUCAUCAAAAAUAGGCUUUGCUUGGCUAUGAACAGAAGUAUGGCGACUGAAACCUGAAGGCGGAUGGGUAAACUAAAAAUCAGCUUCUGUUCUUGCCUUUUAGAUACUUAUUUUUCUUAUCUUAAUCGAAGAAUUCUUAUUCGAAAGCUAUGCAAAAUUACGACACAAAUGUCGGCUUACACAUAUUCCUGUUCAGUCGGCAACUCCUAAUCCUGUAAUGAAGGGGCAGAUUGCUUUGAGAAUGCAAUUAUCUGUUUCAUAUUGACCCAACUGUGAAAAACUUGGCGCCUCGGUGGGAUUUGAACCCACGCAGUAAGGGUAUGAAUUAUUCAGCAUUUGCCAAAGCAUCUUUGAAUUAUCUGUUUAAAAUGUUCUUCUUUUGGGCAUUGUCUUGGUCGCAGUUUGCACAGAGUCUGCCCCAAACAUAUUGCAAAAUUACAGACGCCCGGGCUACUUGAAUUUGUAAACUCCGUCUAAACUGCCUUAAAAGUUUGCUGACGAUGAAACUACCUCCUGCAGAUAGAUGUGCUGAAAAUAAUUACUUGAUCCGAACCAUUUCUGUUUUUGGAAAUAAAAAGACUAAACACUCUGCCUGAUGUUGGUCAAAAGCAAAGGAACAGAUAACAACAGAGGGCAUCUGUUCCUUUUAACUGACAGCAGUGUUUUCCACAUACUCAAAAGGGAUUUCCGGAAAGGUGGACAUGAAUAUUUACCUACCUGACAUUGUUCCUUUAUGUCAGAGCUCGCUGUGAUGAUUUAAAACACGACGCGAGCGGACCAGAAGUUUCUGAAAGACGUGAACGAGAUCGAGCUCAAAAGCCAUUAUUAUGGUGUAACUGCUGAGUGUGCUGUCAGAUAAUGUCAAAUGAUAUUGUCCCUUUGAUAAGGGAUGCAUGUUUAGACUGAUUUUUAAAACAUCGACUGGUUUUUAUGAAUGGAUGCUCACGAGCUCGUCUGAAUGGUAAAGUUAAAAGGAAAGGCAUAUGACUGCCAGAGAAUUUGGAAUGCUGCUUUCAGACAAAACAUCGCAAUGAAAAAUACCAUAAGUUCGAUAUUUGACCACAAGUCUGAUUUUCUGUGAUGUCUCUAAGAUAGAUUGUGGUAGAGUAGAAGUUUAAGCGUUUGUAUUUAUUUCUUUGACAGACAUCUAAUUCCCAAAACUGUUCAUAUGUCAGAAAUUCUUAUAGCAGUGACAUAUGUCCUGACAAUGUACAGGAAGUUCUAAAUAGAUUUCCAUGUCUAAACGCAGGUAAGCUAAAAUUGUGGACAUUCAGCCCUAGAGAACGUGAUAGCAAACAGGGUAGUUUACUGAUAGUACAUAUUGGACGAUCCAAAAAUAAAAAGUUAUUGAAUAAGAAUAGACUGGAUUUCCACGUGGACGGGAGUAAGAACUUUUAACUACAUACUCCGUCUGAUAACUGCCCUGGUUCAACUCCCCUGGAGAUUGCAUGAUGGGUUUCAGUUGUCAUACAAAAUGUUUUCUAAAUUCAAACCACUAACUUGAAGAAAUUUCUGAAACACUUAACCGUUUUAGCUGCGAUGAAGAAGCUGUUUUCGGGAAACCAGAAAUUUAUGUCUUUUUGUGUUUUUCUUAACUGGCUUUGUAAGAAUAAAAAAACCAUGAUUCGCAAUCAAUAUUCUUCUUUCUAAGCUAUAUUGAGUCGAAAAUAUUGAAUACAUUCUUAGUUUGCACAUUUGUUUUAUCACACCCGGUAGUAAUCGAUUUACAGUUAUUUGUGAUUGAACGAAAAGAGUGUGGAGAUUUGGGUUUUUAAUCAUUUGUCUGUAUCCGCACAGUGCCUAGAAAUAAGGUGGAUGCUGAACUCGUUCAAAACCACCUUUCGCGAAUAGGCGCCACCCAUCAUUUAGUAACAAAUGGGUCGCCUUUUUAUUUGUCUUCAGUUCUUAAUGAGCACAAGCUCAACCUGACAAAAUGGCCACUCUGUAUUCUUAAAUUUCCCUUUCUCGGACUGUCUGACGAUGUCUUUAAAAACAACUGCCAUCUGAAGGGAAAGAGUUCACGGUCACUUAAAGACAAAGAUGUAAAUCAGGCAUUACGUAAAACUAUACCCAAAAGAUAUCGGCUGACAGUUUAUUGACUAACGUGAUUCUAAGAAAAUUGAGUAUGCUAGUUGGAGCGAAAAGUGUUAGUACCUGGACUAUAAUGUUUGCCCAAGUUGACAUGCGCAAUAAUCCAACCCAGAUGGUACGCGGAACAGGUGUUGCAAGUAAGCAUGCUCUUUCUCGAAAAAGUCCGGUUAACCAACAAACAUAAAACCUUGAUAUGUCAGCAAAACGAAUAGUGAAUAUCUGCUUAUUUGGGUAGCGGAAUGUUUGAGCCAAGAAGCAAUUUCUAUUUUCUUGAGCAUUUUUAUACGGAUUUAGAGUGAGCCUGCGUGAAAGGCAGACACCGUACCUUUCCUCUCUUUUUUUUAUUUUGACUCACUCAUCACGAACCUGGAUUCCAGCACUGGGCCACUGCUUGUGGUUAGACGCUGCGAGAUCAGGCCAUGAAUAUUUCUCACCGCAUCUACCAUACGUCUGUCUUAGCACAGACAUACAAUACGGAAGCAUGCUGGCCUAAAAGGCAACAGUCAGGAUUACUACUUGCUCUAGAGUACCACAUUAGGCACGAUUUUGAAAUCGUCAGGUUCGCUCAUCAAAACUUACACACGGAAUAUUUUAGUAUAUGUUGAAAGAAAACGAAUAAUCAGACACACUGUAACUAUUUCCAGCAUUAAAAGCAAAAGUUUUCUGUAUUCUAUUUGCACACUUCUCUUUACAACAGCCUCCUUUUUCCGACACAUUUCAAUAUUUCGUCCUUAUGUGAGACGAGUGCUUUGGCAGUAGCUUAAGGGAUUCUUUCAAUGGUUAACUCCUAUUACUGACCUUAUACACUCUUAAUGUUUUGUUCGAUAUCUGUACAAUGUCAUCAUCUGCUCCUUUCCUAGCUGGAUAUUUACUGCUAAGGACGCGAAGUAACUACCUUAUUUGAUGAUUAUAAGUUAUAGUUUAUGUGGACAGCAUCGUUUGUAUUCUAGAAAACGAUUAUCCAAGGAUAACCACCCUACUCAGUCUGCUAAAAUAAUACGAUAAAAGCCGAAAAUUUCACCCAGAAAAUGAUGUAUGCUUGCCUUCAUAUUGCUUUUGUCAGAUUAACUCAACGACGGGUACAAUUACAGUGGGAGCCCGUGGCUUGGAUCGUGAAGAGAGAGAAAUAUUUGAACUCCUGAUUGAAGUGGUGGAUGGCAAACCAGCACUCACAGCCGGCUCUCUUGUUUCCCCGCCGGUGACCAAUAUGCGGCAGAACUCCAUUCGGCUUACGACUCAGACAACUGUUCAAAUCAAUGUGCUCGAUGAGAAUGACAAUGCGCCAACAUUUAUCUAUCCCAAAAAUGGACUGGUAAGCCCACGUUCCUUGUAUAUGUGUCCGCUGAGUCUAUUUAAAAAAGUAACAGUUGCAGGAUAGAGGCAAAAUCAUUUGAGGUCAUCGUUACCCAUAUAGCUCACAGAUUUCAACAUUACUUCCCGAAUCCGGCGUGCGGGACUACUGUUUUAUCAAACCCAAUGCAGUAAGAUUCUUGUUUGAGAGAAUCAAUUGAAAUAUUCCGAAAAUUGUAAUAUGUGCUUUUAAAUUUUUUAAUUGUUUUCUACUCUGCCAACUAGGAAUGCUUAUUUGAGAUCACAGAAAUAGAACUGGGGAGGUUAUCAUUAUGAUGCGCCUCUGAACUUUCGGGUUAGUGCGAAAAGUUGGACCAAAGUUCAUCUUUGAGAGUAGCCCUUUAGUCAAAGCCUCGCGGUGGAGGACUUAUAUCCGAGUGACCUGGUCGGCUUACCUCUGUAUUCCUCGGCACAACUGUCAAUAUUAAUAGAGUUCGGGCCAUAAACAGAGCUCUUCUGUCCUUUCGCCAAAACGUGGCAUUGAACCGCAAAGUGUUACCCGCCAAACCAGGUCUGUUCUUCAUCUAAAUAAUGUGGUUCGAAAUAAAGGUUCAUGCAACAAUUGGAAUGCAAUGUCCUUAUUUAAAUGGGAGCACAAACGCAUGCGACGAUUGAAAAACCUGUAAAUUGCAACCAUUCUGUAUCCGUAGCACGUUUCAAAGUGCUUUUCUCAAAUUCCCCUCCGUGAUUGAACGACCAGAGAGCAUCAAUUGAGCGUAUAAUCAAUAAAAAUAACUUUAUACUUAACUGAACUGUUUUCAGGAAAAUUCUUCUACACCGUUUGCACGCACAUGUUCCGAAUUCCUGAAGUUAGACGAGGAUGCUGGAUGCGUGGCAUUUUUUGCGACUACAGCUAGACAGCUAGACCACCGCAGGCAGCGAAGUUCAUCACCAUCACUCCGGUUGGUGCAGCCCUGGUUAUUACAUGAAAUGUUUAUACUGAUGAAGGUUUCCAAAGCACCUACCUCCCCCUCUCUUUCAAAUCAGUAACCAUCUUUUAAUAAUAAGACAAAGUCAGGGUAACCCAUGAUGAUAACGAGCACAUCUACGGAUAAAGCUAAGCGCUUUCGCUACACGUGCCUCACACCACCUGGCAUCUGAUUUCGUGCAUGCUAGGUUUAAUUUGGUGAGGACUAUGAAUUCACUCAAGUACACUGCGGUAACGGACAGUAAUUGCAGACUAGCUUAGCAGCAGGUCUGUACAAGUCCAAAUGCCUCAGAGUUGUCGUGAUGUAGAAUGCGAUGAUGUUCCCUAAGAAUAGAAUCCUCAAUAUCGGCCUCACUCCUUAUUCCUUUUCGCAUGCAUGACCAGUCCGUGCUGGUCUGUCAGGUAGGUGGUGAUGAAUGCAGGUGCAGUGACUAACCUGACGUUGAAACCUCCGUCUUAGGUGUGCCGCGUGCACCCACAGCCGCAGCUGGGAGCGCAUGGAAACUCUAGUUGCACGAUAGACGCGGGCAAAUGCGUCGCCAUUUUAUUCAAUUGCACUCACAGCGUUCUCCAUUAGGGGGGGGGGAGGGGGGACUGGAUUUUUUCGAGUACGUUCAGUUAAGGACAGAUUUUCGCAGUUUUUGGUGGAAGAGCCUUUGGUCAUUCACGGAAUGGCUCCUUCAUAGUCUUCUCCAGUGGCGCUGUAAGCAUUAUUUUGUGGUUUGUUCGCUCCAUUGCAAUCUGCACAAGAUACUUGCAAGUGAUUGGCCAAAGCCCAGGUUAAUCAUCUGUCGCGGUGAUAAUCAGUGGGCAGACUAAGGGUCAGGGGAUAAAUAAGUCCUGGAUGCCCAAUAUGCGUGAAAACGCCCGCAUUAUGCAUUUGAACAUGACCGGAUACGAUUUACUAACCAAUACAAAGGUACUAUCCGCGGGCAUUCAUUGAACGGAGCCGAAGGCAGCCAAAGAAACGGAACGAAGAGCAUAGUCAGUCAAACUCGUGGCGGAGCAUUCCGUACAUCAAGGGGGUCUCCAAAGCCGUGGCUCGAUCACUCGCGCCACUCGGAAUAGGUGUUGCCCACAGGCCUGACUCAACAAUCCGCCGGCAAGUGAUGCGGCCAAAAGAUCCGAUCCCUAAGCAGAAGAUGUCGGCCGUUGUCUACCGACUUCAAUGCAGCUGCGGAAGGUGCAACUACGUUGGGGAAACCGGCCGACGGCUGCAAACGCGAAUGCACGAGCAUAAGUUAGCCGUGCGAAGGUAGGACCCAAAGUCGGACGUAGCAACCCAUGCCGCGCAAAUGGGACACAUCUCCAACUUUGACGUCGUUGAGCUUGUGGGCCGGGGCGGCGAUCACACAGCAAGGCAAGUGCAAGAAGCCUGGAUGUCCACCGACCGCUCUGUCAACCGCCACAUCAAUUUGUCUCCCCCCUAUCAGACUUUGCGAACCUUCUUAGCGGGGGACAGUCACGGCGCGCGACAAUCGGGGCCGUCAGUCAUCACCGCGGCCUACGGGGGCGAUUCAGGUCACGGUGACAUGCGGGUUGGAUGCAGCCACACAGGCGGCAUUGGCGGAUCACGCAUUUGACAAAAGGUGUCAUUAUAAGGGGAGCUGUGCACAGGACUUACCAGUCUCUGAAGAUGGGUAGACGAAUGAACUACUCGAAACGUCGGACCUCAAAUAAACCCCUCCCGGUGGACGCCCCUGUUCCUUUUUAACAAAUUCAUAAACGGUAGCACGCUAGAUUUUGGUUGGAGUUUCACUAAGCCUCAUGUGCGAAUCCCGCGCAAAGCGAGUAUUACUCUAUCGGUAGUUAGUGCUCGAGUAGCAAUACCAAUAUUCCAUUUAAGAGAUUGGUAGUGAUAUUGUUUCACAAACUUAUUUUUGUCAAGUCCUAAUCAGAUUUAGAACUUGAUGGAUGUUUUAAUUUCAGAGUGUAAGUGUUAGGGCUUUCGUGAUCGUUUCAUGGCUGCCCAUGCAGUCUAGUACCCGCGAGUUAGUUGAUUCUGCCUAAAAGGUAUAAUAAUCUAGGGAAGAUUGAUGUAUAUAUGCAUUUUAACCGAAACAAUUCUAGACUGCCCUUUUUAGUAUUUUAGGAAAUUAAGCGAUAAAAGAGAAACUGCCAACAGGUAAAUGGCCCUGAGGACGUAUCAAGUACACAUUUCAGACAAUGCUGGGAACGCCGUCACUUCUCCCAUGUUCAGCUCCAUUAAGAUUCCGUCUGAUAAUUAGCCAGAAUAAAGUUUUGGCUGCAUUAGGGCGCAGAAUAUAACUUCUACACACCUCGACGACGUAAAGCUUCUCUCGUGCAGCGGUUAAGCAAAUAACAAUGGCAAAGAAUCACGACUAAGCAGGUGCACCCUCGGUGAACCUACGUACAGAAGUGUAGAAUGUACGUGUUCUGGUUCCGCUCAACCACGUGUCCGGGCUCCAGUUCACUGAAGUGCAAAAAGCUUUCAUUCUGUCAUUUAGUGACAGACUAAACCUCCUUAAUGCCACCAAGGUCUGUUAUGUUUGCUAAACUCCAACGGCUGCGGGUUGCAGAAUUAUCUCAACCCGGUGUACCUUUUUAAACCAACAAUCGCACAUGAGUCCAAUGAACCAAAGUUUGGAGAACAUUCAUCGGAAUUUCACUGACGACAGACACCAAUCCACCGUUUCGAAGAUGUUUCCCGCCUGGCAUAUUCGGUGUCCAUCCAAAUGCACCUCCAGAUUUAAGAAUGUAAACGAAAAUAUUCAAAUAGGAGAAGGCCACGGGCGGAAGAUGAUAAGCGUACAGGGGUUUUUCCGAGUGCCGUACUACUAACUGGCACCUCAACAGCCUUUCGCAGAGCCAUGCGAAAUAUGGUUCCAUGGGAGAUGACGCCAGCUGUCUUGCAGGCAACGCUUUGGAUUUAUCAAGCAGGCUUUUUUAAAUAUUGACCGAUUCAUGCCCUGGUGUUUUGCAUGACGUCCAUACAUUUGUAGUUCUGUUCCGCCAACUGUCAAGCGUUAUUGAUGUUGUCUUCACAGAGUUGCAGGGACUAAAAUUGCAAGGUUGAAGAAAAAAAAUGCAGGGAAAUGAAUUCCAAAAAUGCAUUUUCCGAACGUGGGUAGACUAGUAAAUUGUAAGAUAGUUGGUUUGAAAAACCUCAACAUUUCAUUUAUGCCAUCAUAUUUUGCGUGCUAAUGGUUUCCUUCUUAGUCAGUGUCAGUCAGUAUAUUUGAGGAAAAUAGGCUUCCGCCUUUUCCCUAUUUUUAUAUAAAAAUCAAAAAAUAUGCAACAACAUGAAGAAGUUCAAGCAACAAGUUAAUACAGACAUCGAUUCCUAUAGCGCAUUGGUUUUUCUGGAUGCAAAGCCAAAUAGCCCACUUGCUGGUGCAAUAGAUCUCUGUCCAGACGAUAUUUAAAUGUCUCCACAGACGGAGACGUUUCCAUCCCCUUGGGCAGGUUAUUCCACGGUUCCACGACACGGUUUGAGAAAAAAUACUUUUUCACAUCCUUUGGGAACACGUAGUUCGAAGGGGCGUAUCCGGAGGUUAUUUGUCGUGGCAAGUUGUAAAAAGUCGUCUCACCGGGGGACGCAGUCCAAGCCAUGCACGAUACGGAUAGUUUGUAUCAAAUCCUCCCGUGACUGCCUAUAACUCAGAGGAUAGACUUUGAGGUUAUUCAGGCAGGUCUGAUAAGGCAGUGUACUCUGACCUCUUACUAGUUCUGUGAUUCGCCUCUCUAACCUUUCGAGUAGAUUGCAAUCCUACUGCGUCCAGGGUCUCCAGGCCUAUGUAACAAUCGGGGGAUGGCACCCAAAAAAAUCCGUUACCUAGAAAUAAUACCUUUAACAGUGGACUGAAACGCCUGCAAGCUAUAUCAGCGGUUGCAGGCCGACUAUCACGAACUACUUGGACAUUCCCCGACGGCCUAACAUGGGCUGGCCGAACGAACAUUGCAGGAGGUUACAUGAACGAUGGUCGCUGUUACCCAACCUUCCCCAUUGUUACACACGCACACCUGAAUAUACUACAUGCAUUCGCGUUAUGGCAGUUUAUUACAAAACAAAAUCACUUUUAAAUAGAAUAAGUCUGCACAACACGGGACAGGAACAGUUCCCAGGCAUCUGUCAAAGACAUGGCAUUGAGGUCAAGCCAAAGACGAUACUGUACUUCGUCUAUGUGAGCCCACAGAGCUCGAUCACAUACAGGGCCUUCCUCGUAGAGUUUCCUUUUCAGCCUACUCCAGUAUGCCUCACUGGCAUUAGUGUGCCGUCCGGUGGUAGGAUCCUUGAAUGUCUUUGAGUGGUUAACAGAGAAAUGCAGAUAACCUUCUGAGGGAAGACGAUUACACGCCUUCCACUCGUCGAUUACUACUAUGCUGCCUUUGGCGACCCAUUUUGUAAUAACGGAACGGAAAGCGGACCAGCUUUCCGCCGGCUUGUAUCGUACAUUCCGACCAGCCACCACCCAUAAAACCCCUAUUACCACCUGUCCCGUAAGACAGGCUGCUUUGGUUAGGCGGAUUUUUUGGGUGCCAUCUCCCGACUGUUAUCGUUCCCACUCUAAUGGACAAAUGCUGACCAUCUAUGAAAGAUGUUUUGCAAUUUUUCGUAAAUCUUGGUUUGUGUGGGAGUGUCUCUUUUGUGAAAUAUCAAGAGGGAAUACGAACAAAUUUCGGAAUACGUUUCAGCAAUUGAAGCAUAUACAGUGGGCGUGCUAACUCAUGAAAUGUUUGCCGAAAUUCUGAAAAGCAUUUUCGGCUGUAAAAGAUUACUUAAAUAGGGUUGUACUAUUAAUCAACAUCCAGCAUAAUUCAAAGAUAUUUAAGUUGCUGCGGGACGCCAGCUUUUGAACGAACUUCUUUCAGACCGCUCGCAAAAACUACACUCUGUAAAAAAUGACUAUUUAUGUAUUAUGAAUUUUUCUCAUCGAUUUUCGAUACCGUUAUAAAUUCAAAUACAUUUCAUAGAAAACAUAGGUGAAAAUAUAUAUUCUUUUACUCAUUGGAUAACAGGUAGGUCUUUUUCAAAUUUUUUCUUGAUGGAAGUGUAUAAUUUGGCCUUAAGAAAGUUUAUAAUUAUGAGAUUUUGAAACUGAGAAACGUCCGUUAAUGAAUCAUCGUGCCUCUGCAUUUUCUAAUACUGCUUCUUAAGUUUACAAUAUAGCUCUCAAAUCGCAUCCCUGAACUGUAGCAACCUGAGUGAAAUCUUUCUGUUUAUGCAAACUCCUCAUCCAUAUUAGGGUCUCUUACGGAAAGUUCACUAGUUUUUUUAAAAAACCUGGAAAACAAACAUGAAAUAGUCUCCCAUUCCCAAAAGACAAGAUGAUAUCAGGAGGACUGAUUGAAACCGACCCACGAAUAGGAUGUAAAGUUGAACUGCUGGAAGGAACUGCUGAUUUGACCAAUUGACAUGCUGUCUUUUAGGGCACAGUUACCUUGACAUGCACUGAUAUCCUGACGCUGCCAAAGGUGGUCAUUCAGGUGGUUGCCAACGAUUCGGACAAGGGUCUCAACGCUGAAAUCGAGUAUUCCAUCAGCUUUAACAAAGAUAUCCCUGACGCAGGUUCUUCGUCCACCCAACAACUCGCAGUUGACGAUUCGAAGUUACCAGCCCCCACUUCCUCAUCUCCUGUCCUCGGAAGUCGCCCACUUAUGCGCCAGGAAGGGACAGUAACUCACAAACAAGUCGCCUCUUCUUCCAGGAGUCGCGAAUACGACCUGCCCUGGUUCGAUAUUGAACCACGUUCCGGUGAGGUCAGUCUUGUUGCUGCUGAUGGCCUCUCGCUGCGCUGUCAGGCACUCCGGCAGGACCAGCUGCUAGUAAACAGGGAGUUGGGAAAGUACAGCCUGAUCAUUACAGCCAAGGACAAGGGCGUUCCCUCACUCUCAGCUGCUGCGCAGAUCUACGUUCGAAUUAUAACAACGGACACUGAUGUGGCAACCAGGACUGUAAGAGUUCAACUUAAUUGUCCAUUUUAAAAAUUUGCAACAACUUAACAAGAGUUAUCAAGCAAGGGUCCGCAUAUGUACCUUUCUGAGCUCACAAAGCUGGAAGAAAACACAAAAUCAUGGACUCAUUUAUAACCUACACUUUGUGAUUGCGACUUAAGGCAGUUAAACAGGGCCGAAUUAUCUACCCAUACUUUUAUUCAGUGGUAGUCUUAGAUGUCCGAACAACAAAAAUGGGCAAAAGUUAGAAUUUGAAAAUACAUGGAAGAAUGUGACAAGAAGGUAAUACUUUCAGAUUUUUCUACAUGAAUUGCUGAUUUGAAUGCAGUUCCGAAGGGGUGGGAGAGUAGCGACAGUAAAAUAAGAGUUCGUCGAUACAAGCGAGUUCCAGGGGACGGUUCAGAAGCAGAUGCGAUCAGCGAAACAAAAAAGGUUACUGGUUUGACGUUCCGAGUCCGUAUUUAAACCCAUCAUCAGAGACUGUCGCACAUAAGGGCAGUGGUGGCGCAAAGACUGCAGUAUUUAUAGUACCUAUCUGGCGUGGGGCCACAUGCGUACUAUAAUUCACAGCUCUCAGGAUCACCGCUGGGGUCUUAAUUGAGGCGACUAUGGCUCGUCCGAGUCGUUAAUUGCUGCAAUUUCAUCAUCCGCGGUAGAUGUUGGUUUGAUGAUGACUCGGUAAUUUGGCCCGCUGUCACCGGGAUUGUUGCUUGCCUGCUCCCCUCCCCCCCGACUCACUGAUUCCCCUGCUCAGAGAAUGUCUCAGCACCGAUUAUGAUACCUGGAGCUCGUUGAGCUUAUUGAUGGAUUGCGGGCCUGAGGACCAUGAUUCGAACAGCUUGCGAAUCACGCAGCUGUCAGCUCUUGCGAGGACUUCGGCCACUCGAAAAUAUGGCCGGGUUCAGUGGAAUGAGCCGCCACCUGAGAACUCGCGUCUUCCCUCCUUAUCGCUGUUGCGUGCUCGGCCACCUGUGUCUGGAGUGAUCUCCAAGUUUCUCUGACGUGGUUGCCCUGUCCUCAACUGUACCACAUCCGUUAAACGACCACAGACGUUUCCUACUGCGACAGUGGGUCCGUAAACCUCAUGACAUGGCGCUUGAUAGUUGCAUCCGGCCUGUGUGCAACCCCAACUCCAAGUGGAAUAAGAAGGCGGCUGACAACUGCGGAGACGGUCCUCAUGUGCAGAUGAGACUUGGUCUCUGGUUUUGUUUGCAUACUUACUUUUUGGCAAAUUUGUGCGGGUAGCCAUUAGCCCUCAGUACCCGUCGAAGGUAUUGUAAUUCAGCAACCUGAUCUUUCAGUUCACUGCAAUGAAUCCGGCGUGCUGGCAUAGCGCCUUUACGAAACUGCCUUUGUGACUGUUUGCUGAAAUUCAGUACUUGCGUCGCCUUUGUCACUUUCCUGAACACCUUGUCUUUCAGGCCACCACAAUUUUUAUGGCCAACGAAAACAUCAAGGAAGGCCAGCUGGUUGUUUUCCGUUGCCUCCAUCGUAAACUGAAUGUCUGGGAAGACGGCGUUGAGACGUUCUUUGAAUUUUAACACCUGAUCCCGUUCGAUGACGAAGUGGGUAUCGUCCACAUAUCGAGCCCAAAAGUUCGGUUUGUGGUGUCGGAAAACAAGCGAUUUCAACCGUCGUGGGACCGCCUUGGAUAUGAGUCCUGAAGUUCGCGAUCUUAUUGGCGUGUUCCACACCUGCUCGUAGAUUGUUACUUCAAGAGUGAAGUAUGUCUUAAAAAAGAACUUCAGGAGUUGGAGGAUUUGACCGUUUUCGAGGAGAUUCUCCGUUUCAUCGUACCUGUCUCGUAGGAGUAGCUUGAUGGUCUCGAUUGCCAGGUCAUGAGGGCUAGAAGUAAACAUGGAUGUGACAUCAAAAAUGCCACGACGUCGCCUCUCAGAGGGCUUAGCGAUUCAAGUUUCUCCAAUAAUUGUGUUGACGAGCUGACUGUGGUGUUGGCAUCGGAGGUCAGAAGCCUGUGACGUCGAAACAGCCACUUUCCAGUCCGUAGGUUGAAGGGCCAUUUAACGAUACGAUUGUCCAGAGAGAAAUGGCCAAUUCUGAAAAUCAAGCACUUUGUUCGGCUGACGUUUGGGACUAAUACGCAAAUGCAUCAUCUGUGGCAGAAGUUGAUAAAGGUAUUGUGUUUCACAGGUGCUGCAGUUUUUACAGAAUGCGACUGAUAUGCCACAACAUACCUUUCAAAACUGACGACUUCCCAAUUCAUCACAGACAGUUUCACAUAGUAUGACAAAUGCUUGUUUGUCUGCAGUCAAGGCAUUGACUGCCGAAAUCGCAUAAGUCAUGUAGGUUCUUAGGCCAUUUGUCUCACCUACAAUAUCACUGAAAACAGUGCUUGCACGAGCGAACUCCGCGUGGCUAAUUACUCUGUCUUUGCAAAGUCUCACCACAGAAUAUAGAGCGAGACCGACAUUGAGCUUUCUAUUCGACUGAGAGCCAGACAAUCAUGGCUCGAAAAGUUCGCAACCUACGCGAUUUCCACCCAUUGCAGGAAUUUCGGCUCCACCGAACUUAAAUGUGUGAUUGGGGCCCUUCGAAUGAGACUUUACCAGGUAGCCGGCGUCGCUCAUCUUCACUUGUGUUGUGCGCUUGACCAUCGGCCUCUGACUCAGCCUUACAGUUCUUCCAAUAUAGUUUCAUUGCCCAUAACUGCACUAGACCCAGUAGAUGACGCCAGACAUCUGCCGUGGCAAUGGGUCCUUCGGCCUCAUGACUCAGCACCUUACGGCUGCCUCCGACCUGUGUGCAACCUCGAAUCCUGGUCGUGUGAAAAUGGUCUGACAUACAUGAAACCUACCCAAAAUCCGGACCUGUUAGAUUUGUUCUCUCGUCUAGUUUGUGUAUACAACGAUUGACGAAAUUGCGCAGGUAAUCACUCGCUUUAAGGACCCGCCGAAUAUAUUUCAGUUUUUUAACCUUGCCCCCCGGUUCAGUACAAUAUGCCUCAAUUUGCCAGUAUAGUCUCCUUAUACGAUUGCAUGUGUGUGGCGGAUUGGGCUGUUGCUGCUGUAGCUCAGUACUUGAGGUGUAUUAGUCGUUUUCAUGAAUAUGAGCGGCACACAAAAAUAUGAAUUAUUUAUUUAAUUUUUCAUUUGGGACAUCGUCAUAAAACAUUAAUCGCCUUCUAAAUACAGUCCAAUGUUCGAAAGAAUGCUUAUAUUCUUCCGAACUAAUGCCGUUAAGUGUUCUCAGGGAUUUUUUCUUGGGCUCUCAACGUCCUGAAGACGCAUUUCGUUUAGGUUAUUCCUUAUCCUUGGGAAUAAGAAGAAAACGCGGGGGCUAGAUCGAGCAAGUAAGGAGGGCGAGAAACCGCGGUCAUGCCGUUUUUCGCCAAAACUGGUUGAUUUUAAACGAUGUGCAGGCAGGCGUGUUGUCAUGAUGAAGCAGCCAAUCCCCAAUCAGCACAAUUCAGGUCAUUUCUCCCACUGCUUCACGUAAUUGUUCCAGCAACUGCAGAUAAUAAUAUUUAUUCUCUGUGGUGACAUAAUGAACAAAUUUGGCAUGAACACCUCCUUUGAUAAAAAAGCAAAUCAUCGUUGACUUCAAAAUUGUUUUCACUUUCCGUGCCUUUUGGCCUGGACGAUGAACCUGUCUUCCAUUGGUUCAACUGCUGUUUUGUUUCACCAUCAUAGCCGUAACACCAUGAUCCAUCCCCUGUGAUGACUUUUGACAAAAAAUCAAGGUCACUUUUUGUCUGUUCUUUCAAUCCCCGGUACACUCAGGCAGUCCUUCGCCUGACGCGACGCGUCUCGUGUUCCAAUCUUCAGUUAGGAUUCUGGGGCAUGAACUCCGGAAAAUUUCAUUUAUUUCCUCCGGAUUGUUGAUUGUUCUGCGAAGAUCCAACUUUUUGAACAGUUUCAGCUGCGAGGGGCGGCCCAAACGGGGCCCAUUUGCAAGCGGCAUUUGGCUAUUUCUUGACCGGGCAAACCAUUCAUAAAUCUCUACCUGGCUUAGGCCUUCCUUCCCAUCUGCGUUCUGAAGCAUGGAAACUAUUUCUGCAGAUGUUUUCUUUAACAAGAAACGGAGUUUCAUAUUGGUACUUUGCUGAUUACGGUUUGCCAUCCAAAAAUUGCCGAGAGCGUUGGGUGGAAGUCGAAUAAAACAAUCACUCUGUCGGCUGCGAUGUGUUCUUACGUCGGCUUCUUGGACAACUGAGCACAAAGAAUGUCUAGCGGGAGAAGACAACACUGCCAACACAUUUGCCAUCAGAAAAUAAUUAUGGUUUUUGGGUAAUCCCUCGGACUUAAGCUUUAAGGCUAUUAAAACCUGUGCGGUAGACGAGGACAUCAGUGAUGACCAGCUGCUUGUUUUUCUAUUGCAUCAUAAAUUACACAUUCGGGAAGACGGCGUUAAGAGGUAACUGGGGUGUCAGCGCACGACCUCGCUCGAAUAUACGCAAGGUAUUGCUGACAUGCCGCGUUCAGAAUUUCAUUUUAUGGUAUUUGACGUCCAGCGACUUCAACUUUUACAGAAUCCCCUUGUCCAAAAUCGGUGAAUCCAUUGGUUUGCCUUUUGCCUGCUUACAGAUUGUUCGUCGAAAGUGAGGCACUUCACGAGACAAAACGUGGGGUGUUAGAGGAUUUGUUUGUGUUGAAAGCGAUUCUUCACUUCAUACUGUUUGCUUUACAGGUGUAGUCCGAAGGGGUCGACCGGCAGAUUUCGGAAAUAGAAGUAAAAAGCAGAUGACGUCGAAAGAUACAAUGACCUCGCGUAGCAGGCGACCCAGUCUUCAAGGUUCUCCAAGAAUUGUCUUGACGAACCGACUGCAACAUCCAAAUUAACGGUCUGAAGUUUGCUACAAGAAAACAGCCACUUUGCCGGUCCGUAAGCUGGGGUAACUUUGAGUAGUGAUACGAUGGGCCGAUGGCGAGCGCCCUCUUAGUAUUCAUGGGUAAGGUGAUAGAAUAAGACCAAAGCCGUGUCUUGAGCUCUUGUUAUGCGUCGGUCGACCGGCCGUGUCGCAUCUGAGCACUCCAAUGCCAACACCGUUGCAUUAGUUUCGCGUAUCAACGUUUCACGGAUUGAUUACGCGUUGGACAUAGAACUGACGACUGUCUAGUAAGCUCGCGGCUUUUUAAAAGUAGUCUGUCUGGUCCCUUUAACAUUCGUUUUAAGUUAAUGGAGAGGAGCAGCCAAUUAGCCCAUUUUUAAGUUUCGCCAAAAUUAGAAUAUGUAACCGUGUAGAAAACACAUGGGUUUCAACUCCAUUACCGCGUAGUGCCAAAUCUGAUAGCGGUUAACGACAGUUAUAUGGCGAAAGAAUCUAAUAUAGAGUUUGCUGACGUCCGUACUAUGACAGUGGGAACUUCUAACGAUCUGAUGGCUUGGAUAGAAGUUCGUCUACGCUACGAUCCAAAUAUACACUCGAUUGGAUCAUCUGAGACAGAUUCAUAAUUCAGUAGUUUGUAGCAUUUGCAGAAUUUGACUGAUACGCAGCUGAAUACCCGGAAUCGCAACAAACAGCAGUAGUGCCAGACGUUAGGCGAAUAGAUCAGACGUGGGAAUAUGGUUCCACCCAGUACUUGGGGUGGUUUUACGCCAAAUUCCAGAGUUAGUGUUUAUUCUCGUGUCUUAACUUUACCCCUAGCUCUAACACCCAACCUUACCCCCCUAACACUCCUAACCAUAGUACUAACGCUAACCCUAACACCCAAAGCCCUAGUCAUAAUCCCGUUCCUCCCCGAAUUUUGUGUAGGACCACCGGUAAUAUGGGAGGUCCAUAUUCCCUGACCUAUCAAUGAAUAGAUUUUUUGCAUGAGUGACCUAUUCUCAUCCCUCUCAGUACUUUUCAGCUUUCACUUUUUUCCAUUAUUCGACAGUUUGCAUUGUCAUUAUCCGCCUUGUUUUGCCCUAUUAGGAGAACUUUUAUCUUCGAAAGCAUCUACAACAUUCGGUUUUUACAAGCACGUCUAGGUAGUGUAGUUGUCAAACUGUUUCAUUGUGGGCCACUACUGCCGAAUAAUCCUCCUCUUCAUUCAUUACUGUCACUUGAGUCCAAGGAAUUAACAGGAGCAACUGGAUAAAGAGCCACACUUCCGUUCCAUUUCUAUAGGCAAGAACGGUAGAAACCGUUUACGUUCCUGUCUCAGAAGAACCUAUAUCCGCCUCAGACUUAGUUUAGUUACCACUGCUCGGGGACGAGAUUUGUCGGGGGCCAGGGAUUAUUAACUGGGAUCAUGACAGUUCAUUGUUGACGAAAGCUCUCCCUUCCUUGGUGCUGGAUUGGACGGUGGGUUAUUUGCAAGAAAGCAUAUACUGGAAGCUGGUGGAGGGAGCAAAGUCAUCUCAGGGGAAAAUUUGGGGCCGAUAUCUUCCAAAUUUAAAAUGUUUCGACUGGGACCCCAAUCAGUCACGGUCAGCUGGCCGUUAGGAGUAAUCUCGUCCGGUUUAAGUUUCCCGUUCAGGCCUGACUCCUGAUGAUGCAUGCCCCCUUCCUGGGAGGCUGGGUCAAACUGAAAUGGACAAGGUAAUGGCCCAGUGCGAGCGGUUGGUCGUCUUUUAUUUUUGGCACAGUUGAAUAGUAAUACCGCCUGUUUUUUCUGCGGUACAGACAGCGUACGCAGAUUACCAUCUAGAAACGGUAAUAUAAAUAAACUACCUUCUGAAGACUAGGAUUGACAAGGCAGCCUUUACAUACUCCAGCUGUUGAUCCCGAUCUAAUGAUGGGAGCGGACGGGGUCAACAGAUGCGAGUUAAAUAGGUGGUCCAGCCCAGUCAGUCCUCCGAAAAUAAAUAACGGGAAGUAGUUUAUUUGGACAGUCUUUUCUACAGGGGUACCUACGCGAGAAAAUAUCACUCUAACUGUAUCUUAAAAGCUUCAGGUACUAGCAGUCUCUUGGGCCAAAAUUAAAAGAUGGGCGAUGCCCCGGACUGGGCCCUGCCCCGAGACGAAGAAUGUGCAAGUAGGGAUGUUUCUUAAGAGUAGGUGUCGAUGCGUCCGUAAACACGUCUGCUUAAAACCCAAACGCCUGCGGCCAUUCGCGUUUGUUCGUCUGGUACUGUCAAAGGUCACAAGGCCAGAACAAGCCUUGUCUGUCAGUACGAGAACCAGGAACCCAGCCGCAAUAGAAGUGUAAAUUUUUAUGGUGAGUCACUAUAGGAACUGAAUGUGGCUUUUAUUUAGGAAGAUUUGUGCUUCGGGAUUUUCACUCUAUCUUCGUGAAUGCAUGCGAUAUUUUCGUAGAACCAAAUUUGGAUGACUAAUUACCAAAUAGGACACAGUGAUUAACUAGCGGAUCGACCACGUUAAGGCUUAUUUUUUUCAGGAGCUGACAAACUGACCACCCGGUUCUCGUAAAGGAAUGCUCCCAAUUUUCACCAUUUCGUAGUAUCGGUGUUUGGGUAAGGCAAAAUAUUGCCAACCGUUGGGUUUCCGAUUUGAUGCAGUGAAGAACCUGACUAGGAAUCCCGAAUCAGUGACAAGCAUACGAAUGACAUGAUAACUGUCAGUAACAACGCUGACAGUUCCUGAACAACUUGUCCGAAAAAUCAUAAGUAUCAUGUUAGGCCUGGCUCAGUCGGUUAGCCAGAGAAUACGCAAGAACUGUGAAAUUUCGACACAGCAUGCAGGAGUUUAUUUAAAGGCAAUUAACCACCAAUACUUGCCGACCAUUCUUAGUAGGUAUAAUGCUUUUCCUCGUAAUACUAAUUGUCGUUAGUGAAUUACACGGCCAAUUUCAGUAAAUCGAUAUGAAUUCAUUUACAAAUGCAUGAGGGACUCGACUUCCUUGGUUUGUCCAGAGAAAACUUUCUUUCCAGACCAUGCCUGAACAUUCACUCUAUGCAAUGACUGUUUUAUUUUAAUCGUGAAAGUAGUCCCAGAUAGAAAACGAAUGACUUUUAAAAGUGGAGUAGUCGCUUUCUGUACUCAAUUUUGUUUUCGCUAUAUCAAACUGUCGUGAAAGUCGUGCAUAAAGUAAUCCGCAAAUAAGCGUUGGCGUAGUGGAGAGGCUAAUAUAAUGCAACAUGGGCGCUUUCUCACGGAAGAAGCGUCUCCAUACUGGUGUCUCUCCCACAGAGCCAGCUACCGCUAUUCCCUCUGGAAAGGCGUUAUGCCAGUUGGUCACGUGCGUGCUACGUGCCCGCAGCGUCCCUUCCCGUCACCAGUCGCCACUCAGCAUGCGCCUCCCCCCUUGGUCUGUCGAGGCGAGCGACGACAGAGGACAUCGAGGGAGCGCCACAAACCCCAAGGUAUUAUCCUUGGCGUCACUGCGCCAAGACAUCCAUAGCCUCCGGCAAAUAGCCGUUGGGUCAUAUUCACAAGCAGAUUAAGUUUAUCACCAGUGUGGUUCUAGGUAGCCGUCAACAUUCAGCCGAACCGCGUGCCCUGAGGGCGGGUACCGAAUAAAUGCAAUGUCGCAGCAAUCCCCUCCUAACUAUUUAUUCAUCCGUAUCACCCGUAAGAGGUUUAUUUUUCGUCGUCAAGCUUAACACAUCCGGAGAGUUUUGAUGUCUCCUCAUUGCAAGAUAUAGAGCUCUCACGACAGACAUCUAAAAGACCCUCAGACCACUAGAAAACGUGUUGCUAAAGGCAACACGCAAUAAUAAUUCACGUGUACUUGAAGAGAGUUAACGAUGUUUAAAUCCUCCUCCUCCGUAUUUUCUAUGAAAUAUUUUAUGAAUUUAUGGGGGCAUCGAAAAUCGAUGAGAAAAAUCCAUACUACUUAAGUUGCCAUUUUUACGCCGUGUGGUUUUUGCAGGCGGCCGAAAAGAAUUUUAUCCAAUAGCUGGCACCCUGAAGUAACUGAAUUAUCAUGAGAUUAUGCCGGACAGUGAUUAGUAUCACAACCCUUCUUAAGUAAUCUUUUCGAGUCGAAAACGCCUUUCAGAAUUUCGGUUAACAUUUCAUGAGUUAAUACGUCUACUGUAUCUGUGGAGCACAUUAUGGACAUCGUCGGACACGAUGGUUGGAGUGUCGGAUGUCUUCUCUCUAGACUAUCUUAUUUGAUUCCACAGGUCUUCCGGCAGGUGUACAGCAAAUCUGUAAGCCAGUAAAUCAUUUAAACACUCUUAAAAGUCAUUACCUAUCAUUUGAGCCAAUGAACUUUCGCUGUAUAACAUCACCCGUGGAUCAGCGUCAAGCCUAGUUCAACCUGAAAACGAAAUAAUCGCAAUCGUCACAGUGACCAAACACCGGAGAGAAAAGUUUAUUUAAGGCAUAGACGGGGGAUAAUUUCUUAACAAACGUCCAAGGAAGAAAGGCAUUCAGUACGGGUUAUAAGCCUAUCUGCGAGAAUACUCAUUAUGGCAGAAGCAUGCUUGCUUUUCAUAAAAAAGAAAAUUGAAGUUGGCGCGAGAGCUCCUUCCAUGGUGUUAUCAUUCCUUAUUUAACUGACUUAAGUAAUGACUGCUUCUGUCAAGUUUCUUAUUUUUGUUGAGAUACCUCCUAAGACAUCUUCACCGUGCGCUCAAUCCGGCUGAGGUUUCUUUAUGCCGUCAUAUCUCAACAAUACGGCAAGCUGGACACUUGCAAAACAUGUUUAUAUUAAGAACAGGCAUCGAGCGUCCGAUAAUACGUGUUGCUGACUGGGCUGUUUAUCUGUUUUUCUCUCUCUCGCCAUUCUGGGUAAUCGGAUAUUAAUAAACUUCCGAGAAUUGACUGCGCUUCUAACCAGUUACUUCUGUCCGGCGGAAAAUUCUAGCGGCAGCCGGAUGCCAUCUCAAACAAGGCUCGCUUCGUCGGUAUUCCUCCAACGGAAUCUGUCAGCCACAUUUUGCCAUCCGAGACUCAAAACACCGUGUAUGGGGACUCAUACACUGUAAACGAACGAUUCACUCUCUUCUCAUCUCCAGUCGCCUUCUGGGCAGCCACAGUCUGUCUGGCGGUCGCAACCACAGUCCUCUUCGGUCUCAUCUGCACUUUUGUGACGAUUGCCUUCCGCAAACGUAGAAUGACACCUGCAGUAGAUGGAGACAGCGAGGAAGGACACAACGUAGAUAUGUAUUCCAGAGUCGUGCCUUCAAACUGUCUCUCACUAAACUCCACGCUGCCAGUCACUUGCGAGUCCAAGGCACUUCGUGUGGCCUAUCAGGGUAAGUAUCGCAUGCCUUCGAUGUUUCCGCAUACGCUGCUUCCAUCUCCGAUGUUAUCUCUAUCUGGAAUCGGCUUCUUAUGGAUAUCUCGUUAGUAAGGAUAUUUUAGUUUUUCUACCGUCAAACGUGAGUUUUUGUCUUCAUCGUCAGAAAGGAAAAAUUUUUUGCAUAAAUCUGAGAACAAUAUCGUGAUUUGUGAACAGGAAGGGCUAGUCAGUUCGACUUUUAAUUUAUCAACAGUAAGCGAAAACUGUAUUAUUCUUAAAGUCAUUACGUUCAACCUACGCGAAAAGCCACCCAGUGUCUGCCAGGUAAAAGAUCAUUAGGAGAUUUGGAGGAUAUCAGGCAACAUCGACUUCUUAUCGGACUUGAAAAAUCUGGCAAGUUUAGCAAUCGCUGAAAAUAUUUGAGCCCUUCUGCCAAAGUUGGCGUUGGGAGAAUAAGCCGGCAGUCUCCGGAAUCUCCUUCUGAAAGACGGGAUCAAGCUGAUGAAGGUGAAUCUAAUACAAGCGAACCUCUUCUGUGUAAAACAGACUUUCCGUGCAGACCUGAAAAUUAACUUGCCCGGCGAGUGAUAAAAAAGGGGAUACAAGUCAGUUGACAGAGCUGACAAGUGCAGUUACGCUACCCAAGCCUGCAGUCGAGCUUCGUCCCAUACCGCAUACUGGUCAUAGCCUAUCAGAAUAAAGUUGUUCCGAGUUUCAGACGGUACUGUCCCUCUGAAUCGAAUGAAAUGUCAUUAGAUCUUUGAAACUAACUCACAGUUGUCCACUUUAUUUCUCGCUCGGAUGUAAAAUGCGGUCAAAGACACAGGCACAACUUGCGCCAGCAACAGGAGGCGUUUCAAUAUCCCUAAAUGUUAAAUCGCCACAUAAUUCAUUCUAUUAUAAGAGAAAUGUUUGGAGGUAUCCACGCGCGCCUACCACAGUGCUCGCCAAAUUUCAUGUGCACGGCGCGAUCAAUUCCUCAAUAAGAACCCAGCGAACCGAACGAGGAGGAGGAGGAGUAGGAGGAGAGGGAGGAGGUGGUGUAGGUUAUUGCGUGUCGCGCAGGCCUAUGGCGUGCCUUUAAGUUCCGGCGUAGAACACUUAGAUAUAUACCAUGCUGCCUGCUGACUGCGUAUCACCCGCCUGCUUCCCUGCGCGCAUAGUUGUCUGUUGAAUGUUUUUUUUCAUGACCAUCCAUCACAACCGUUACUACUGCCAUCUGUCUCCACAAAGGAUAUUGGAGAAGCCGGGAUUCUGGGAGGGGCGAGGAGGGUGGGAAUACUCUAGAAAAGACGCAAAGUGGUAAAAUUUCCCGAGCUUUGUCGGUCUCGCGCAGACAGGCACACGCAAAGGACCGAUAAACCUCCUCCAAAUGCUACUGUCGCUGUUGCUACAACUGUCAGAUUUGGUCGCUGACGGGCUUCGGUGAGCGCGAAAGGAAUUCCAGUAAGGGUAUUCGGAGUUGUGUGAGGAGUUUGAGGCACCAGCAACUUAUUUCGCCUGAUAGUAGAGAACGCACACACAUAUGCAGGCAAAAAGCUGAGUUGCAACUCAUCAGCCUUGUUUUCGACACGGCCUCUCACCCCUUCCCCUAUACCUCCCCUGCGCCAUCCCCACACUGAAGCGCUCAACAUGCAUAGUUUAUUGGAAGAUGUCGUGUCUGAUAUGCCUCCUGGCCUGCCCCGACUAAUGUUUGGACAGUCCCCCAACCAGCUGCUCGUUAAAAGUCGGAAAAGUGCUGCCAGAUGUUUUGUGGAGGGAUUAACAGCGCACCACUGAAUUGAGCCAGCAAAAGCAUAGGGCGGUCUCAGCAGCAACUUCCAAUCUCUAGCAUAGUGGUUCGGUAAAGUUUAAUGACUUCUGCGAGUACGGUAGAGGGCGCUCAGCGAUCGCGUUGACGGACGUGCUCAUACUGUUGUGCUUUGGGACUCGAUAUAGUCCCAUAGGCUGUCGCACUCUACCAAAGAAGAAGUACAAAGAGCCCCUAUCACAGUGGCUAGAGCGCUGAAGUAAUAGCCAAAAGAGCAAGGUUUCGGGACUCAGAUUUCCUCAAGCCUAUGGCUGAGUAAGACUGGCUGACCGGACCAUCUUGUCUUUGCCUUCAUUCUACCUCGCUUUUGUGAGCAUUUACUAUCGACCACCUCCAGCUCCCGAGGAAGGACUGGGGGAUUGGAAGCAGGCAGGCUUUGAAAACCAAGAUGAACACUAAUCAUUUACCCGUGGAUUGUGAAAUAACCGCCGAAAGGAGUUAGUAAAGAUUAAAAUCUUGCAAAUGUGUGUGAGAAAUUUAAACAGUUCAAGAUUGCCUGCUGAAACUGUCUACUGUGUUCGAUUUCAGAGCGCGGCUAGGUUUUACUCUUUACCUGACCUUUCGCUGCCACAGAUAGACACAUGAGACGCAAGGUAAGUUGAGGAAGAUAACAUGUUUGGUUUUCAACGGAACCACUUGCUUGAAUCCCACCCCCUGAGGAUAUGAGUACUUUGGCUGAAGUUGGAAACGCUUGGCAUCCUCCAGUAAAAUUCAAGCGCAUCCGUUCAUUACAAUUUGCAACUUGACUAAAACCCUACCGGCACUUGAGACUCUUUAUGAAUUCAAUUUGCCGUUAUGAACUAAGACCCGUUUCAGGUGCGUUGGUAAAAUGAGGCUCAAACUACUUUGGAAGUGGUCCCUAUGGUCCUUUUCUCAAACACGACUGACAGGGGUUAACCGAGAAACAAGGAAACAGUAAAACCGUUUAUUUAUUAUGAUCCAGUGGCAUGCAAAUAUGAAAUCACAAGGACUGGGAGGAGAAAGUCGGAGAACGAAGACUUGGAGCAAAGGCACCUGAGAGGAAAUCACUACCCAUGGUCAACUAGCCGACUGCCCUGGUAGCCACAGUCAGCAGCGCUCAACGUAACCGGAGGUAUGCUAGGUGAAUGUCCCCUUCUCGCUUCAUCAACCAUCGCGCGGAAUGGUGGUCUGUUGGACACCCCCAGACUAGACACUUCCGUUCUUCCCUCACUCCCUCCCGUCCAUUAGUUACGCCGGGCGGGGGGGAGGAAAGGGGAAGAGGGAACGAGACUUGGUGACCACACCGGCUGGUCUGAUUUUUGUUCUCUCCGGUAGCUCUCUCUCUCUCGCUCUAAGACUGCUUCCUGUCGUUCUUGUUCAAACUCUACCACCACGCUCGCUCCUACCAUUAACCCCACCAUCGUCAGGCCUUCAUCGCGGGAGCCAGAGAUUGCACGCGGACAUUAUAGCCAAUGUCAAAGCGGAAAUUAAGGUGUAAAUGGAAUUGCAGGGCCUUAACAUGGAGAACAAAUCUGGCUGGUUGAUGCCACUGCCGCUGAACAGGAAGCGUCUACCGCUUCUCCCUCAUCGUAGCAGAACACGAUGAUGCUGAUAAUGACGUCGACGACUGAGCCGCCAACCACUACGGCGCAUUUAUUAAAUGAAAAUCACCGCAUGAGCGGCCUUCAACCAACUGUGGGCUUCGCUGAAGAAUAUUCUUACAUUAUUCAUCUGAGCGUUGUUUCUAGUCAAUGGAUGAUAUUGUAGAGCUUAAUCUCAAGUACUAGGGGAAACGGGCGCAGGUAACGAAGGGAUGCAACCACAAUGCUUAUUUAAUUGGUUUUGAGGACCGCACCUUCCGUAAGCAUAUGUUGUGAGUUUGUUCAUUAAUUUCUAAUUCGGUCAAUGGGACAGAAAAGUAUUCUUACUUUUCCUCUCGCAGCGUCAGAGAGCCAUCAUCCGGAGGACUGAUUCGUGCUUUCUCACAGCCUGCGCCAUUUGGUUGACCAAAAGUCAGGUUUAUAGAUGGCAUUUUAACAUGCGCAGUCCUGAUAAGGCGUAGGGUUAGUGAUUUUCAGGAUAGUUUGCGUAUUACGUACCCUGAGAUUGGUCAACUAAUGUUAAUGAAAAUAUUUUUGAUGACUUUCCUUAAAGGUGAAUUAAACACUGCCCCAGAUUAAAAAAGGGAAUUUGUCGGAAUCUCAGUAUAAAAAAGGAUUCUCAGAGUUGCAAGUUGUGGAGUUCAAAUCCAAACUCUGAACACAUGCUGUGCUGCUUGUUCAGACGCAAAAAUACUCGGAAUAGGUAGCCACUUCCUGGCCUUUCGUAGUUCCUUUGAAUUCCUACGAUCUGAGUGUUGGGGUGAGACAUCUCUCCCUGUACGACCGUUGUUUAUAACGUUGCCCGCACCCGGGAAAUCCCAUAUACCGAAGCCUUCACUGCGUACAUCUUUAGGUCAACAUGUUUGUGGCGGUUCAGAAACUGCGCCUCAUCCUCUACCCCCACCUCCAGUCCUUUUGGUCCUGCCUUACUAACGAGUCACGAUUGGUGUCUGAAGCAGGAUUAGGGGGAUUUUUCAGAGAGAGGGGAAGAGAGAGAGCGGGGAGUGGAGCUCGAAGAUAAGAUGGAAUAACAAGCGCCAUAUCCCGUAAUCCGACAGACCCAUACCUAAGUUGCUGAAUGCUGCAGAUUGCAACCAGAAGCAGGUGGGUCCGUAGAUGAAUAACAUAGCAUUUAUAGCGAUGCUAAAUUCUCAUGGAGCCUGCGUUUGCGCGCUGGGUCUUUCUGAUAUGGAAUUUGGUUUUUGCUGGCUGCUGACAGUAAAUAGGCACGAAGUGGUAAUUUAGACUAUCCUGUCUCUGUCGGUAGCACUUUUCGAUUACCGCCUACUCACACUCAUGCGACUUCAUGGAUGGGGUCUAGACUGAAGUUCCAUAUGAAAACAAAACGCCCCCUCCCUACUCAGCGUUGCAAGUGGCCACCCUUAACAACAUGCUGAUAAGGUUAUCAAGAACUUCGGAUUAGCAUUUUCCUAACCAUUCCAAAGUAUUGUAAACUUUAAUCAUGGUUCACCGUUGCACAACAUUAUAUGCAUCAAUAAAACAGGGUUUUCAAGCGCUUUUCUAGAACUCUCCGCGAGAUAAUAGCUUUAAAAAUAAACUAAUUCAAGUUCCUCUGCCGCUGGAUGUUUGAAGAUGACUUUGAUUUCCAUCAACACCCUAAAGACUGUGAUACACACUUUUAUGCAUGUGAUUUGCUUCGUCGGCAUUAACCGGUACAGGACAACCCAAAAUCUCCUUUCUUGCAGAGGAAACCAUCAUGACCUCAACAAAACUUUACUAUCUUCCCGCUCAUUAACUUACUGGGCUGAGUUGUUGAAGAGUUGCUUCGUAUCCGACAAAAGGAAUUCCCUCGCCUAUUUCUCCCACCUUUUUUAUUUCAGACACUUCACAAGGUGGUAAACAAGUUAGGAUGUGCUACCCUGCACCUGACAGUGGUUUCUACGACUGGCCCCAGACAAAGUACGACGCCGGCAAGCAGACGGCUGUGGUGUCCUCGACCACAGUUCCCGCAUCCCAGUCACCCAACACUCCCCUACUCAGUCUCAGCCAACAGGAGACUUACCACUACGGUCGCCUGCACUUGCCUGAGGGGCAGUUGCCUGCGCAGAUUGUUCUCAACGGCCUGGAAGUCUAUCAGCCUUUGUUGCCAGGCAAAAAUGCGGCAAGCCCGCUGUAUCACCCCGGGCUGACUGUCCGAACUGAUGUCCCGAUGCAGCAUCUCAUCAGUGGCGUCUCGCCCUCACCGGCAUCUCUUCUGCUUCACGAGGCCACCACACCGACCGGCAAUGGAGCAAAGUUUAAGCUGCAAAAUAAACUGGAACCAGGCAGGAACACCUUUGAUCGUCCCUCUAAUGUGGACAGGACGCGUCACUCGAAGGAUGACAUUGAGCUAGACUUGCAGCUGCGUACUUGUUCCGACGGUGUCACUGCUAAUGGUGCAGAGUUGGCUAGAGCCCUUCAGGCUAGGUGUCUCUCUCGAAGCACCACCACGCUGCAACAACAAGUGAAGCUGGAGACUAGUUUCGUGUGA